This is a messenger RNA of Tremella mesenterica DSM 1558, 1471 nucleotides long. RefSeq lists its product as uncharacterized. Gene Ontology annotation, cellular component: cytosol. The coding region runs from base 1 to 1401 and encodes 466 amino acids. Lineage: Eukaryota; Fungi; Basidiomycota; Tremellomycetes; Tremellales; Tremellaceae. The transcript has 7 exons. The record is from RefSeq and is a predicted model, not a curated record. Gene Ontology annotation, molecular function: argininosuccinate lyase activity.
AUGAGCGGGAGUGAAGACUUUACAAAGCGGAAACUAUGGGGUGGUCGGUUUACCGGAUCGACAGACCCACUGAUGCACGAAUUCAACCAAUCUCUCAAAUACGAUAAACGCAUGUACGCAGCGGAUGUCAAGGGAUCUAUAUCUUUCUCCAAAGCUUUGCUUAAGGCGGGGAUAUUGACUGAGAAAGAGCAAGAAGAGAUUGCCAGAGGGUUGACAUUGGUACAGGGUGAAUGGGAAAGGGGCGAGUUUAAAAUCCAACCUGACGACGAAGACAUACAUACCGCCAACGAACGUCGAUUGAGCGAGAUUAUAGGUAAAGACAUAGGAGGAAAGUUACAUACUGGCAGAAGUCGGAAUGAUCAAGUAGCUACCGAUAUGCGUAUCUGGCUUAUGGACGAGACGAAACAAGUGGAAGAUCAUCUAAAAGCUUUGUUAAUGGUCAUGGUAUCACGUGCGGAGAAAGAAGUGGAUGCUAUCAUGCCUGGUUAUACUCAUUUACAACGUGCCCAACCCGUUCGAUGGUCUCAUUUCUUACUCUCCCACGCGCAAUCUUUCCUCUCCGACUUGGAUCGUCUUCGUCAACUUUACCCACGUAUAUCAGUCCUUCCUCUAGGUUCCGCAGCCUUAGCGGGUAAUCCUUAUUCUCUCGAUCGAGAACUCCUUCGAACCGAACUUGAUUUCAUGUCGAUCGGUGAAAAUUCCAUGCACGCAGUCGCAGAUAGAGAUUUCAUUGUUGAAUGGUUACAAUGGGCGUCAUUGACGAUGAUUCAUAUGAGUCGAAUGGCGGAAGAUUUGAUAAUUUAUUCAAGUGCAGAAUUUGGUUUUGUAACUUUAUCAGAUGCUUAUUCCACCGGAUCAUCCAUAAUGCCUCAAAAGAAAAACCCAGAUUCUUUAGAAUUAUUACGUGGGAAAUCAGGUCGUACAUUCGGUCAAAUGGCAGGAUUCAUGAUGUCUUUAAAAGGAAUUCCAUCAACUUAUAACAAAGAUUUACAAGAAGAUAAAGAACCUUUAUUCGAUUGUGUCGAUACUAUCUCAGCGGCAUUACGUAUAGCAGAAGGAGUCAUUUCAACACUUUCCAUUAAUCCUAUUCGUAUGAAACAAGCUUUAACGAUGGAUAUGUUAGCUACGGAUAUAGCGGAUUAUCUAGUUAGGAAAGGUGUUCCUUUUCGUGAAACUCAUCAUAUUUCAGGAAGAGCAGUUGCUUUGGCUGAAAAUGAAGGUGUUCAAAUAUCAGAUUUGAAAAUGGAUCAAUGGUUAGGAUUGAGUGAUAAAUUUGAGCAAGAUGUUAUGGAAGUGUUCGAUUUCGAAAACAGUAUAGAGAAAAGGAACGCUAUUGGUGGACCUGCUAGGGUUAUGAUACAACGUCAGGUUGAUGUGGCCAGGGAAAGAAUUGAAAGUUGAGAGUUGAGAGUUGACAUUCGAUCAUGAUUUUUCAAUAUAUCAAGGUGGAGGAUAGAAAAAGAAAGAAAAA